CCUUCUUCCUACUUCUGAUAGGUUCUCUGUUUCUCUCUCUUUCUCUCUCUCUUCAUUUCUCUUUCUUCGAGGCAACAAUGGCGACUGGAAUCCUGAGGAGGGCAAUAUCUAGGGUUUCUGCAACUCCACCUUCAAGAUUCCUUCGAAUUCGAGCUCACGCUUCCGAAGCCGGAGCUCAGAAAGUGGAGCAAAAAGCAGCCGUCUCUUCAACGCUCAAGACGUUCGCUAUCUACCGAUGGAACCCCGACAGCCCUUCCAAACCAGAGCUUAAGGAGUACAAGAUCGAUCUAAAAGACUGCGGUCCUAUGGUGCUUGAUGCUCUAAUCAAAAUCAAGAAUGAGAUCGAUCCGACUCUGACCUUCCGCCGCUCGUGCCGAGAGGGGAUCUGCGGGUCCUGUGCGAUGAACAUCGAUGGAUGUAAUGGUUUGGCUUGCUUGACGAAGAUUCCAUCCGAUGCUUCCUCGACGAUUACGCCGCUGCCUCAUAUGUUCGUGAUCAAGGAUCUGGUGGUGGAUAUGACGAAUUUUUAUAACCAGUAUAAGAGUAUUGAGCCGUGGUUGAAGAGGAAGAGCGAGCCGUCUGUGCCGGGGAAGGAGAUUCUUCAGAGUAAGCAAGAUAGGGCUAAGUUGGAUGGGAUGUAUGAAUGUAUUUUGUGUGCAUGUUGUAGUACAUCGUGCCCCAGCUAUUGGUGGAACCCGGAGUCAUAUCUUGGACCAGCUGCUUUGCUCCAUGCCAAUAGGUGGAUAAGUGAUAGCCGUGACGAAUUCACCAAGGAGCGACUCGAGGCAAUAAACGAUGAAUUCAAGCUCUAUCGUUGUCAUACCAUACUGAACUGUGCCCGUGCCUGUCCGAAGGGUUUGAACCCUGGAAAACAGAUUCAAAAUAUCAAACGCCUUCAGCUCGUGGGCUGAGCCGAAGUUUCGAGGUACACGAAACACAAUAAUGUUCUUUUCAUUCAGUUAUGGAAUAUCUUGUGAGAACUCAUGAGCAAUGUGAUUUUGAUCGAAUAACUUGUGGAUCAUUGACUUUCCACACAUUCUGUACUUAAGAUUUGAUCUUUAGAGAUCUUUAGUAUUUAUCCGUCUCCAAAUAAAUGUUAGACAGAAACCUCCUGGCU
Messenger RNA from Cucurbita pepo subsp. pepo (vegetable marrow), 1117 nucleotides. Its product is annotated as succinate dehydrogenase [ubiquinone] iron-sulfur subunit 2, mitochondrial. Gene Ontology annotation, cellular component: mitochondrion. Gene Ontology annotation, biological process: respiratory electron transport chain; aerobic respiration; tricarboxylic acid cycle. The record is from RefSeq and is a predicted model, not a curated record. NCBI's taxonomy places the organism in Eukaryota, Viridiplantae, Streptophyta, Magnoliopsida, Cucurbitales, Cucurbitaceae. Gene Ontology annotation, molecular function: electron transfer activity; 2 iron, 2 sulfur cluster binding; oxidoreductase activity.